Messenger RNA from Lonchura striata (white-rumped munia), 1626 nucleotides. Lineage: Eukaryota; Metazoa; Chordata; Aves; Passeriformes; Estrildidae. The record is from RefSeq and is a predicted model, not a curated record.
AUGAGAUGUCACAAAAGCAGCCUCACCUUCAGCCCUGACCUGCUGCUCCACUUCAGAGCUGAUACUGUCUGCUCAGGCAGAGGGCUGUGUGAAGGACAGUCAAAAAGUAAGAAGCCGGGCAGCCGGGCUGGGCAGAGCAGGGCGAUGGAGGCCGUGGACGUGCCGCCCGAGGGAUACUCGCUGCUCAAGGCCGUGUACCAGCGGCGGCUGCGCCUGACGCGGCUGCUGCUCGACGGCGGGGCCUACGUCAACGAGAGCAACAGCCGCGGCCAGACCCCGCUGAUGGUGGCCUGCAUGACCCAGCACGCCGACCUGCAGAGCGCCAGCAAGGCCAGGAUGGUCAAGUACCUGCUGGACAACAAGGCCGACCCCAACAUCCAGGACACGUCGGGGAAGACGGCGCUGAUGCACGCCUGCCUGGAGAAGGCCGGCGCCGAGGUCGUGUCCCUGCUGCUGACGAGCGGCGCCGACCCCAGCCUGGCCGACCACUCCAACCGCUCCGCGCUGGUGUACGCCAUCAACGCUGCCGACAGAGACACCCUGGAGCUGCUGCUCGAGGCCUGCAAGGCGCGGGGCAAAGAAGUCAUCAUCAUCACCACCGACAGGUCCGCCUCAGGCAGGCAGAAAACCAAGCAGUACCUGAACGUGCCUCCUCCAGACCUGGAGGAAUGCACCUCCCCGGCUGAUUGCGCCUCCCCGUCAGAAAUAGAGCCAAACGAGGGGCCAGAAGACCCCUUCAGCUUUAAAGAGCUGUAUGGUGGGCAACAGCGGGACAACUCGUCUGAACGAGUGCCUCUAAUGACCAAAUCCAGCUCCACACCAGCACGGUUCAAGCUGACGCAGGUGCUGCAGUGCGACCCGUGGCUGAAGUGCUGUCCAGCAGUGUUUCAGCAGAGGAAAAUUGCUUCUCCACAAGAAUUUCAGUGCAUCAGUCCCAUGGAAGAGCUCUCCUGUAAAGUCACUGGCCUCGACUUGUGCAAGAGUGUCACCGGUCACAAAAGCAGAGACAGGAAGGACGCUGCUCAGGUGCUGAAAACCCCUGAUCAAACCAUGUCAAGGAAAGAAUUGCACGAUGCAGUAAACUAUCAGACUCCUCUUGCUGAAGAGAAACAUAACCCCAGUGAGAUUCCCAUGGGCAUGGAUGCCAGUUUGGGACAAAUCAGCUUACUUUCAAACCUUGGUAGUAUUAUCAAGAAAGGAAGUGGAGAACCAAAUUACAACAUCUCCAGUUCUCAGUUAACUAACACUCUAGUUCCUGCUGCUGAUACCAAAGGUAGUAAGUCACCAAAAGGAAAUAAAGAGAUUCUUCCCACAUACCAGACUUUGUUACCAAGUCCAAGAAGAGUUCUGGAGAUGUCUCCUGUUUCUCCAAGAGGCAGAAAUCAGGCUCCUCUAGAGGAAGAGGGCUCAGGAGCCCUAGUGUUGGAUCAGACGAGGCCAGGCUUCCUGCCUCCGCUGAAUGUGAGCCCCCGUCCCCCAGUUCCAGAGCUCACUGUCAUAAACACAGUUUCUGGAAUGAUUUCUUAUGGACAAACUCACUUAGUACCACCGGGAUCUGCCUUCCCUAAGGGGACCAAAGAGACAAAUCUGCUGCGGAGGAGGCCGUACGAGCAGAUCACAGUCUGA